Molecule: messenger RNA, 748 nt
Organism: Pseudo-nitzschia multistriata
Lineage: Eukaryota; Bacillariophyta; Bacillariophyceae; Bacillariales; Bacillariaceae
Source: the annotation of a GenBank genome assembly
UCAAAGCUGUUGUUGAUUGUGAUUCAGUUUUAUCGACUUCGUGACUUGAUGCGAGACAUCACAAAACCAUUCUCAACAAAGACCAUUCGUCCAUCGCAACGAGAAUACUUUGGCCACCUUUUACGAAUCCAAUUCACUGCACAUCAUGAAUCGCCUUGUUAGCACGAUUGCUGUCCUAGCCUCAAUUCUGGCAUCGACAACCGCGUUCGCGCCGUCGCUUCCUCUUGCCACCCGUACCGGAACAUUUUCUCCCAACACCGCCGUAAAUGAGUAUCAACCAGCGAGCUUGCAACGGCAACGAAAGUCUGUCGCACAAGUUCAGACCAUGGGAUUAUUCGGUCUAGGAGCCCCUGAGAUUGGAAUCGUUCUUGUUGCGGCUGCAUUCUUGUUGGGACCCGAUAAGUUGGCAAGCUUGGGAAAGGAUGCUGGAAAGAUCGCUGGAGAACUCAAGGAGGUGCCUAAGGAAUUCCAAGCCGGUAUGGCGGAAGGGGAAGCUUCGGCCAAGGCAAUGAAAGAGAAGCAGCAAGCUGAGACAGCCGUUGUCGAAAAAGAUACCACUACCGAAUAAGUAUCUGAAUGAAGAUAUCUGAUUCAUAUCGGUUGAAAAUAAGGUUUACGAAAUCGGAACAAAAUACUAUCGAAGAAGUACUGCGUAAUUUCGAACCUUUACCACGCAAGAACAAACAAUGAUCGUAAAUCAUUUUGAUUUUAAUUUAAGUGAAGAGCACAAUUAAGUUUUACAGUAAUA